GCCAUGCUCGCCCUGGAGGCUGCACAGCUCGACGGGCCACACUUCAGCUGUCUGUACCCAGAGGGAAUCUUCUACGACUUGGACAGCUGUAAGCACCCCAGCUACCCUGACUCAGAGGGGGCUCCUGACUCCCUGUGGGGCUGGACCGAGGUCCCAGCUGUCCCUGCCACCUCCUAUGAAGCCUUCGACCCAGCUGUGGCCACCUUCGGCCAUCCCCAGGAUGUCCAGCUCUGUUAUGGACCCUCCUCAAACUACAGCCCUGUGGGGAGCCUCAACCCAGCCACCAGCGUGGAGACCCCAGGGCCUGGCUUCCCAUCGUACCCCACAGAGGACUUCACUAGCCAGACCCUGGGCCCCCCUGCGUACACCCCGUACCCCAGUCCCGUGCUGUCAGAAGAGGAGGAUCUCUUGCUGGACAGCCCCGCGCUGGAGGUCUCAGACAGCGAGUCGGAUGAGGCCCUCAUGGCUGGCCCCGAGGGAAGGGGAUCUGAGGCAGGGACCCGCAAGAAGCUGCGCCUGUACCAGUUCCUGCUGGGGCUGCUGACCCGCGGUGACAUGCGCGAGUGCGUGUGGUGGGUGGAGCCCGGCACCGGGGUCUUCCAGUUCUCCUCCAAGCACAAGGAGCUGCUGGCGCGUCGCUGGGGCCAGCAAAAGGGCAACCGCAAGCGCAUGACCUACCAGAAGCUGGCCCGCGCCCUGCGCAACUACGCCAAGACAGGCGAGAUCCGCAAGGUCAAGCGCAAGCUCACCUACCAGUUUGACAUUGCGCUGCUGCCGGCCACCCGCCGGGCCUGAGCCAGGGGGCCUCUCCGGGGCUCUCAGGGGCUCCACGUUGGCGUCACAUUGGUGUCCCUUCACCCUAGGUCAUAGGACCCGUGGAUCCCCCACGCUGUGGGGGUGGGGGAGCUGCCAUAAUCCCUAAGCCCUGCCCAGGGACCCUCUGGGAUUCCCAUGUCAAGGCCUGGGUCCCCAGGGAUCUUCAUGGCUUGGAUCACAGGAUCCAUAGACGACUGUACUAUAUGUCUGUGUGGAGUGGGGCGGGGUUUUGCUUCCAGAACCCUAAGCUUUUCUGGGAUCCCCUUGCGAUGUCUGAGAUCCCCCAGUACCCUCUGGGGAUGGGUGAGCACACAGAUUUUCACACCAGGAGGGGGCGCUGUCAGCAACCCUGAGCCCUAAGGUCUCUGUGAUCCCUGCUCCCGCGUGAAUCUCUCCUGUCAGCUCUGAGAUCUUCUAGUUAUGACUGAGGCCCUCUGGGAUCCCUUUAUUAUGUCUCAGAUCUCUGUGCCCAGCUGUGCGCCUUGUCCUCUCUGUCCCUCGGUCAUCUUUGGCGUUCCCUAAUUCUCUGGAACCGCCCUGCUACCGCUUCUUUUUGUACCUGGGAUUCUCCAAUCACAUCUGUGCCCCACUCCCCUGGAUUUCCACCUGAUAUGCCCCUUUGGGGACCCUAUCCGCAGUCCUGAGUUGUUAUGGGAACCCUCCCUCUCCUGGGGUAUCCUCCAUAGUCCCAGGCUGGGGAUCUUUCUGGCCACUCAGAUGAUUUCUGGGUGAUGUUGGCAGCAGCUCCCUCCCAUCAUUUCUAACCAGAAGUCUCAAACUGGUGACUCCCUCCUCCACACACUCCCUACCCCUCAUGGGGCAAAUCGCGUCCCUCCUGGGGGUGGGGGUGGGGUGGGGAGAGUUCUUUAGUUCAUGGUAGCAGUUUUGUUUGUUUUCGGAAGGGGAUCCAAAUUAACUGACCAGUCAAUAGAGGGAGAUUUUGCAAAAUCCUUCACCUUGCACAAUCCAGCGACCGGCUUUGCGGUAUGGAGAGAGGCUACGGCCCCACCAAUGGGCCUCUGUUCUCCAGUCUGUCCUGGACCCCAAGGCCCUUGGCUGUCCUAUGCGGGUGGCUUCUCUCAGUUGCCUUGGCCCCCAACCUUCUGCAUUUUGACCCCUGGUGUGAACCCAGCUGGAGGUGAAGCCUGGAUGGACUGUGGGAGCUUCGACUGCAAGCCCUCAGGGGUGUCAGAGUCUGUGGCUGAGCCCAGAGUCCAGGUCCUUGAGCCUGGGUGGCUGGGGGACCUAGGAUCAAAGACUUGCUGCUUCUGGGCCUCAGUUGUCCCUUCCGAGAAAGGGGAGAAGGGAGAAGAAGAGGAGGAAGACCCUUGUAGCCUUGUGGACAGGCCUUUGACACAUCUCCUGAAACCCACUGCAACACCCACUUCUCACCUGGAGGAGGACCAGGAAGGAGCAUCUCAGACCCUGAGAGGGAAGAGGCCCUCGCAGGGGCGCACAGUGGCGCAGCAGAGCCAGGCUGGGACCUGUCCGCAAUAGAACAGCGCCCCCUACCUUGGGGAGGGGGCCACCAUGGGAAGGGUAUGUGGGGGACAAAAUGUCCUCCCUAGGGCCUCCUCUUGCAAAUGAGGUACCAUUUGCAAAAGCUAUAAUCAUCCCAAGUGUGAAAUAAAAUAAAUAA
This is a messenger RNA of Molossus molossus (Pallas's mastiff bat), 2455 nucleotides long. RefSeq names its product Spi-B transcription factor (gene SPIB). Gene Ontology annotation, molecular function: sequence-specific DNA binding; DNA-binding transcription factor activity, RNA polymerase II-specific. Lineage: Eukaryota; Metazoa; Chordata; Mammalia; Chiroptera; Molossidae. The record is from RefSeq and is a predicted model, not a curated record. The transcript is spliced from 6 exons. The coding region runs from base 4 to 795 and encodes 263 amino acids. Gene Ontology annotation, biological process: cell differentiation; regulation of transcription by RNA polymerase II. Gene Ontology annotation, cellular component: nucleus.